Messenger RNA from Sabethes cyaneus, 918 nucleotides. RefSeq names its product ubiquinone biosynthesis O-methyltransferase-like. The record is from RefSeq and is a predicted model, not a curated record. Gene Ontology annotation, molecular function: 2-methoxy-6-polyprenyl-1,4-benzoquinol methyltransferase activity. The coding region runs from base 1 to 918 and encodes 305 amino acids. NCBI's taxonomy places the organism in Eukaryota, Metazoa, Arthropoda, Insecta, Diptera, Culicidae. The transcript has 4 exons. Gene Ontology annotation, biological process: ubiquinone biosynthetic process.
AUGGGUCUCUACUACGGCUACUACGUUGUCCUUUGUGCAGUGUUCAGGGUAGUGGAAAUAAUUGCCAGCCUGUGCAGACUAGACGUUGUUGUAGAUUUCCUGCAGGCAAAAUUUGGAAACUUCAUAAUAGGACUGUAUGACAGUCGCCCAAAGGAAACGGCUCCAAAGGAUAGCGUCAGCAAAUCAGAAAUUGAGCAUUUGGCCAAAAUGGUGAAUUUCUGGUGGGAUAAAAAGGGGCCUGCUAAAAUGUUGCAUACAUUUUGCGAAGUAAGAGUACCCCUGGUCGUUGAAGGCCUGGCUGAAACCGGGCGUAUCGCAAAAUCCGACACCACUAAGACAGACUCUUUGAAAGGAAUACGUAUUCUGGAAGCCGGCUGCGGUGGUGGAGUUUUGGCAGAGGACUUAGCUCGAUUGGGAGCUUACGUGGUAGGCGUCGAUCCCGGGAAAGAAAUGAUUGACCUUGCCAAGGAACAUCUCGUGACACAUUCGUCCGAACUAAAAAACAGCGUCGAAUAUCAUGCAAUCACUGUGGAAGAGCAUGCCAAAAAUUUCGCCGGCACAUACGAUGCGGUCGUUUGCUCUGAAGUAAUGGAGCACGUUGAUGAGAAAGAAUCGAUUUUGGAAGCCUGUGUCCGUUGCUUGAAGCCCGGAGGAUCCUUGUUCAUUACCACCGAAAGCAAAACGAUGCUUGCAUGGUUCCUUUGGAUCGUAACCGCAGAAUAUAUUCUCAGAUAUAUACCAAAAAACACACAUUUCUAUGAAAAAUUGGUGAAGCCUGAAGUUAUCUCUGACAUGCUGAGUAAAUACGGGUGUAAAACGCACCGAGUUCGUGGAAUCUUUUAUGAUAGACCAUCAAACUCAUGGCGUUUCAUUGAGAACCAAGACUGUAACUAUGGACUACAUGCUGUUAAGGGAUAA